AUGAAAUGCUCUGGCACUAGACCGCGCUGCAUCAACUGCACGAAGUAUGACAAGGAUUGCAUCUAUCAUCUGUCACGCCGGGACCGGCUAAGAGAGGCCACUUAUAAGAGUGAAGUUCUCUCCGCACUACUCAAGGACAUCCGUGGCGCCCUCGAUAACGAGCAUACAAUGAGAAUCGAUGAUACACUCAAAGAGUUUGAAAAUGACACAUCUCCACCAUCGCCAUCCGUACGCACUAAGUCAUGGAAGAAACGAUCGAGGAUGUCAUCGCCUGAUGAAAUGGAUUGCGACAGGCAGGCGUUUAACGAGGCUCGCGCCUCAUCCUCAGUGGGUUUUAACGAGGAUCUCGAUUUCCUAGAAGAAGAUGUCCUGCGUGACCCCGAAUCAAUUGAGGCGAGCUGCAUAGGUCGCAACUUUCAGAUUCAAUGCAUGCCGACUUUGCAACGAAAGCCGGAUCAGUCUAGAGGCGGGCCAUCCGAGAUGCCAUAUGCGGUACCUAGGGACAGCAAGGGGGCUGCCUCUAAACGCUCUGAUGCACUUUAUGAAUGCCAAAGGCAGUCAGCGGGCGCCAAGCCUCUUUCGAGUUUCUACUCUAGGAGCUAA
Bipolaris maydis ATCC 48331 is the source of this 603-nucleotide messenger RNA. RefSeq lists its product as uncharacterized. Gene Ontology annotation, biological process: regulation of DNA-templated transcription. Lineage: Eukaryota; Fungi; Ascomycota; Dothideomycetes; Pleosporales; Pleosporaceae. The record is from RefSeq and is a predicted model, not a curated record. Gene Ontology annotation, molecular function: zinc ion binding; DNA-binding transcription factor activity, RNA polymerase II-specific.